UCUCCUCCAACCCUCUUAGCUAUAAAUACUCAUCUAAUCACUUAUCAUUUCUUACAUUUUGUACCAAAGUUUAUCACCUUGUUUGUGCUUUCUCACUAAUUUACUUUUUCAUAGAUUUUGUUUGAGAAGAAAGAAAAUGUUGGCAAUUUUCAAGAAAAGUGUGGUUGAUCCACCAAUGGAGCUGCAGAGCCCAGCCUCUUUGCAAUCAUCAAACAAGGCUGUUUCCCCUGAAGAGACUAUGAAGAAUUUCUUAGCUUCAAAUACCAACAAUGGGUUUUCUAUUGGAUUCAUGGACAAGGCAUUCUUGGCCUAUUCCAAACCUCCAUCCUCAUCAAAUGCUCAACAAAGGUUGUUCUGUGGGUUGAAUGACAUAUACUGCAUUUUCUUGGGAAGCUUGAAUAACUUAUGGGCACUAAACAAGCAGUAUGGUCUGUCAAAGGGUACCAAUGAGGCCAUGCUUGUGAGUGAAGCAUAUCGUACCCUUCGUGACAGAGGUCCAUUCCCAGCUCAUGAGGUUCUCAAGGGACUUGAGGGUAGCUAUGGCUUUGUGAUCUAUGAUCAUAAGGCUGGUAAUGUCUUUGUUGCCCUUGGUGCUGAUGAAACUGCAAAGAUGUUCUGGGGAAUAGCAUCUGAUGGAUCUGUCAUGAUCUCUGAUAAUGUGGAUCAUAUCAAAGGAAGCUGUCUCAAAUCAUUUGCUCCCUUCCCAACCGGGUGCAUGUACCACAGUGAAAGUGGAUUGAAGAGCUUUGAGCAUCCAAGUUUCAAGAUGAAAGCAAUGCCAAGAGUGGAUAGUGAAGGAGCCAUGUGUGGAGCUUGCUUCAAAGUUGAUGUCUACUCCAAGCUUACAAAGGAGGACGCAGAGAAAGCUGAGCAGGUCAUCUCAUCUUUGUCACCAGAUGAGUUGGAAAGAAUGAUCCAGAAGCUGAGGUUGGGUCUGAGCUUCUAGCACGACGGAAAAAUUAGUCUGAAUAGAAUAUACUGGUGAGUCUUACACUAGUUCCAUCAAAAACUCGUGUUUCAGAUAUUUAUUUUAAACAUUUUUUACACUUGUAUAAACUGCUCUUGGAUGCUCCUACUUACACUGAACUGUUUUUUUCUUGCUCUCUGUUUUGAACUGUUACUAAAGUCUUUUAGUAUUGCUAGAUCUGUCAUUGCUAUGGAGAAUGUCAUUGUUGUAUUUUACAUGGUACAUGAUUUCAUUUACCCUCUAUUCUACGUUACAAGGUCAAAUGUUAUUCCAUCAUUCAAGCAAAAGCAAAAGUACAAAGCCAAGUAAACGUUGAUAUAGACAUGCAACUGAUUUAUAGAAGAUAUAACUUAAAUAAUUGUACAACCCCUAACCUCCACAAAAAUAAAAAACUAAAAAAAGGAUAUGAAGAUCACAUAAUGGCUAGCUUGGCAAAGGCGUCUUUUAAACAGGAGUAGCAGCAAACUCUAGGAUCUCUUUGUUAGUCUGAAAUAAUGACAUAUCAAUUUCUGUCAAAGUGAUUAGUGUGUUUAUCCUGUCUCUACUUGGGUCAUCCAAGAAAGUUAAGUUGUUCUUCAUUGGAUUUUUUGGUGGAGUCACCCUUGUAGGGCUACCCCAUUCAAUAUCAACCUAAUAUAGCCUAAUGGCACAAGCUGGCACAAAGAUAAAAAUCAUAGUUAUGUCUAAUGUGAUCUUACCUGCUGGCUCUAAUAUGAUUUCCAUAAGUGAACGUGAGGCUAGCUGAUAUCGAGGAUGUUGUUUAGCCUUGCAUAGCUGAGCAACGAAGUGGGGCACUUGUAUCUCAUCUUCUGUCGCUGCUCUUGUAUUAAAGAAAUGAACAUCAUUUCCAAUGGUGUUUAGGGGCAAUGGUGGAUGUAAAUUCAUUAGAUGGCACGAUAGAGAUGGUAUGAAUAUGCCUGAAUUAUUUGCCUUGGACGCUGCCCUUCCACAUUCAUGUAUAAGUGCUGUGGCAACUUCAAAUCGAGUUGGAUUCUGCACUCCUAGAUUCAUUGAAACUGUAUCCUUGAGUCUGCCUAAACUAGAGGAUGAGAAACGGUACAUUUUUGACACACGCGGUUGAUGCUGAUCACGUUGAACAUCAGGCACAGCAUACUGAAGGAUCAUCCAUUAGUAGGAAGAAAGAAUUCACAUCAAACUGGGAGAUGGUUUGAAAUCAGUCUCUCGAGUUAUAGCAGCAUAAUCAUUGAGGAACUUAGAGAUACACAUGCAUCAACAAUCUUAUGUGAUAUGCAUACACUGACCGCUAUGCCACCAUAAUCAAAAUGGCUUAAUUGGACCACUAGUGGCCUUCUGUCGUUGAAUGAACUAGGAGUCCUCCAAGGCAAGUCUUGUGAGUACACUGAAUCUGUAGCAAGGUUUGAGAAUUUCAGACAUUGGACAACUGACUCGGACAUUUAGAUACUCAACACCAAUGUCAUUGCAAUCAACAUAGAAGCGUUUAUCAUCCAUGAUUAAUCUUCCGGCAAA
Molecule: messenger RNA, 2455 nt
Organism: Solanum lycopersicum (tomato)
Lineage: Eukaryota; Viridiplantae; Streptophyta; Magnoliopsida; Solanales; Solanaceae
Source: RefSeq, a predicted model, not a curated record